Messenger RNA from Chanos chanos (milkfish), 2766 nucleotides. It is a transcript of the gene ttbk2b, whose product is annotated as tau tubulin kinase 2b. The record is from RefSeq and is a predicted model, not a curated record. Gene Ontology annotation, molecular function: ATP binding; protein kinase activity. The coding region runs from base 1 to 2766 and encodes 921 amino acids. Gene Ontology annotation, biological process: protein phosphorylation. The transcript has 14 exons. NCBI's taxonomy places the organism in Eukaryota, Metazoa, Chordata, Actinopteri, Gonorynchiformes, Chanidae.
AUGAACGGAACAGGAGAGCAGACGGAUAUCCUGUCGGUUGGGAGUGUGGUCAGGGACAGGUGGAAAGUGGUGAAGAAGAUAGGAGGAGGUGGUUUUGGGGAGAUCUAUGAAGUGCUUGAUCAGUUAAGUCAGGCAAACGUGGCCCUGAAGGUGGAGUCUGCCCAGCAGCCCAAGCAGGUCCUGAAGAUGGAGGUGGCCGUUCUCAAAAGACUCCAGGGUAAAGACCACAUCUGUCGGUUUGUCGGCUGUGGUCGCAACGACCGCUUUAACUAUGUGGUGAUGGAGCUGCAGGGGCGGAAUCUGGCGGACCUGCGACGCACGAUGAGUCACGGCACAUUCUCCGUGUCCACCACGCUGAGGCUGGGCCGGCAGAUCCUUCAGGCCAUAGAGAGCAUUCACUCCGUGGGAUUCCUGCACAGAGACAUCAAACCGUCCAAUUUUGCAAUGGGUCGACUGGCCAGCACCUGCAGAACGUGCUAUAUGCUGGACUUCGGUUUGGCCAGACAGUUCACAAACUCCUGUCAGGAAGUCCGUCCGCCUCGUCCAGUGGCAGGUUUCAGAGGGACGGUGCGCUACGCCUCCAUUAAUGCACAUAAGAACAAGGAGAUGGGUCGUCAUGACGAUCUGUGGUCCCUGUUCUACAUGCUGGUAGAGUUUAUGGUUGGUCAGCUGCCCUGGAGAAAGGUCAAAGAUAAAGAGCAGGUGGGGAAUCUGAAGGAGACGUACGACCACCGUCUUAUGCUCAAGCACCUCCCUGCGGAGUUCAGUGUUUUUCUGGAACACAUUUCCAGCCUGGACUACUUCACUAAGCCUGACUAUCAGCUGCUAAUGUCCGUGUUUGAGGACAGCAUGAGAAGUUAUAACGUACUGGAGAACGACCCGUACGACUGGGAGAGGACCAGUUCAGAGGACUCUCUGACCGUUGCUACCUUGGCAACCACAGCUCAGCAGCUGACUCGCCUCACGCCAGCGUACAUGGGCAUGGCCAAUGCCUCUGUGAUCCCGGGCGACCUGCAGAAGGAGAACACGGAGGAUGUCCUACAGGGAGAGCGGCUGAGCGAGGCGGAUAACUGUCCUCUCAUCCCGGCGCAACCCGCCCAGGGAGCGGACGUCUGGGAGGAGGCCGAGCGGAGCCGGGACUGUAACCGGAACCACGUCCAGCCUCUGAUCCGAAAGGUGGCGAGCGAGGAAGAGCGCAGUAACCAGGGUAACCAGAGCCCGAACAGCGGUUCCAUCCAGGGUUCUCCGCGGCGCGUGCGUUCGGAGACUCUUCUGAUAGACCGCGUGGCCCCGCUGCUCCGGAGGAUGCGUCACAGUCACAGCAUGGGCCUGGACAAGCGACUCACGCCAGAACCAAAACCCACCAUCGAACGCUUCCUGGAGGCCUAUUUGGGGAAGCAGCGUCCGGGCCUGGUCCACGACAGGCCAGCGUGUCGGGCUGAACCGGGCUCCCAGGAGGACGAGGAGGGCGCGGCCAGCAGCGGCUACGUGGCGGUUAACCUCAGCCCCGUCCCGCAGGAGGGCGACUCCCAGGAGUGGGUCCUGGUGGAGCUGGAGGGAGCCAGCGGCUCCGUGGCCUCCAAACCCGACGAGGAGGAGCGAUCGGGGGUGUCUCCGCGGUCCGCCAGCCCCGUCGCCCUCCCCCGGACCUGGUCUGACCCCCUCCCUCAGCGCACCACCUCGCUCACCGGCUCCUCCGAGUUCCAGACGGCCCCCUGCUACACAGGCCCGCCCUUCACCCGGUUGCCGGGGUUACCGGGGUUGCCGGGGUUACCGGGGCUGUCGGGGCUGUCUGGACUCAGGAGGCUGCCUCACAUUCACGCCUCGCCCGUGGCCCGACUGAGCAGAACACAGCCAGAGCAGGUCAGCACGUCAACAGCACAGCAGCAGAAACCAGAGGGUGAGGGUCAGCCACCUCCCCUGGGCAUGGACGAACCCAAGACCCCUGCCCUGCCCCUCGGGCCUUCGACCUGUCACGUGACCCCGGCCCCGGAGAGGGACACGGAGAGCGACUCUGGUUACCCCGACGGCGGGCCCUCCACCGAACCCAAACAGGCCGACACGGCCGACGCUGCCCCGCCCUCUUCCCCCUCCCCCUCCCCGGCUCCGCACCGGGACCUUUCGCCCCGCACCAGCCGAAUUCCCGUCCGAGAUCCCGACUCCCCCACCCGACGGAGUCUCCCGGUUCCCCUGUCCCCGUCGCUGUCCCUGUCCUGCCAACACUUCCCCUCCGCGCUGCUCCGGGACAAGUUCAUAUUCCCCUCCGAGCGGGGGUCCCGCGGGGGGGAGGUGCAGGGAGACGACCCUCUCUCCUUCUCCUCCUCCUCAGGGAGGAGUAAGAUCCCCAGACCUGUGAGCCCCACGCUGGUGCCAGACCAGGUGUCCGGACGCUUUGUGCCACGUCCUCCUCCAGGAAAACCCCCCCUGCGCCCCGCGGGCGAGAACAGGCGCCGACGUUACAGGAUCCGAGCCAGCAGCACGAGCGACGCGGAUCUGCUCGAUAACGUCACCCAGCUGAUGCAGGAGCGAGGGGGCGUGGCCGUAGGCUCCGCCUCCCGUUACCAUCGCUGCGCCUCUUCCCUUCAGCGCUCCCUGAGCUCCUCCCCCUCCCGUUACGAAGUGGGUCACAGCCAAUCAUCCGCUAGCUUCUCUGGCUCGCCACCGCCGGCGUUGGCGGAGUCACGGUUUCAGCGCAGCCCCGGGCACUCUGCCAAAGCCAGAGCGGGCGUCGCCGAGGCCAAAACUGUCCACAUGUCAAACAAAUGA